AUAAGUAAAAAUCCUAGUUACAAUUUUAGUCAACAGGAUGGCGUGAUAAAUGGGAUCAUUUGAUUAGAUUGAAUAAAAGAGGGAGGGGGCGUGGGCAUGGAGAGAGUAGGCCGUAGGGGUGAGUCCGUGUAUAUAACGCAUAGUGAUUGGGGAGGGGCAGUAUAAAAAGGUGGAAAUUGUCAUUGUGGUUUAGGUCCAAAGAGAGACGAGUAAUUGUUUUUCAUUUGGCCCUCCCAUCACCUCUCGAUCUCUGUCUCGCGCGCCGUCAGUCAUGGAGAACUCCCCCCGUCAGUCUCUUCUUCCAAGCUUUCUCUACUCCCCAUCUUCUUCUUCUUCUUUUUUCACUAAUAGCAAAACCCUUUCUGCUGCCGCUCCCGAAACCACCAAUGUUUUGCCCUCUUCCAAUAAGAGCUUCCUCGUUCCAGCACCUAACGAACCUGGAAAGAUCGAGAUGUACUCCCCUCAGUUCUAUGCUGCCUGUACCUUUGGUGGUAUCCUCAGCUGUGGUCUCACUCACAUGGCCGUCACUCCUCUCGAUCUCGUCAAAUGUAACAUGCAGAUCGACCCUGCAAAAUACAAGAGCAUAUCAUCUGGAUUUGGGGUGCUUCUUAAGGAGCAAGGUGCCAGGGGAUUCUUCAGGGGAUGGGUUCCUACCCUUUUAGGUUACAGUGCUCAGGGUGCAUGCAAGUUUGGAUUCUAUGAAUUCUUCAAGAAGUACUACUCUGACCUUGCGGGAGCAGAAAAUGCUGCAAAGUACAAGACUCUGAUAUACCUUGCUGGUUCUGCAUCUGCUGAAGUGAUUGCAGAUGUUGCUCUUUGCCCAUUUGAAGCUGUAAAGGUUCGUGUUCAGACACAGCCUGGUUUUGCUAGGGGAUUGUCAGAUGGAUUGCCGAAAUUUGUUAGAUCCGAGGGCCCCUUGGGCCUAUACAAAGGUUUGGUUCCACUCUGGGGGCGCCAGAUUCCAUAUACAAUGAUGAAGUUUGCAUCCUUUGAGACUAUUGUGGAGUUGAUCUACAAGCAUGCAGUCCCAAAGCCUAAAAAUGAGUGCAGCAAACCCAUGCAACUUGGUAUUAGCUUUGCUGGUGGUUAUAUUGCUGGUGUUUUCUGUGCUAUCGUAUCACAUCCUGCUGACAAUCUUGUCUCAUUCCUCAACAAUGCCAAGGGUGCAACUGUUGGUGAUGCUGUGCAGAAGAUGGGAGUAGUGGGUCUCUUUACCCGUGGGCUACCUCUACGUAUUGUUAUGAUUGGAACCCUUACUGGUGCUCAAUGGGGAAUCUAUGAUGCUUUCAAGGUUUUUGUUGGGCUGCCAACAACUGGUGGUGUUGCUCCUGCUGCACCUGCCGACUCUGAGGUUGCAAAGGUGUAGGAUUGAGUAUUUCUUCGCCAAACGUAGAAGUAGUAAGAGAAGACUUCUCCAGAUUAAAACAAUAAACAUAGAUUGCCUUGUUUCUUUAGUGCUCUUUCGUAGUAGCUGGAGAGUAUUCUCACGCUCAACAAUCUUUACAAUUUUAUUAUUUCUCAGAUUUUGAGAUUUUGGAGAAGGGGGAGUCCCCCGAAAACUUAAGCAUUGCGGAUGUCUUUUUUGCUAGAAUAGAUGAUGCUAAGCAUUUCCCUUUCUAGAUGGGAAUAACAAAGAAUAUUUGGGGCUAUAUUUUUGCUCGUUCGUUUUAA
Messenger RNA from Capsicum annuum, 1671 nucleotides. RefSeq names its product mitochondrial phosphate carrier protein 3, mitochondrial. The record is from RefSeq and is a predicted model, not a curated record. Gene Ontology annotation, cellular component: mitochondrial inner membrane. The coding region runs from base 272 to 1366 and encodes 364 amino acids. Lineage: Eukaryota; Viridiplantae; Streptophyta; Magnoliopsida; Solanales; Solanaceae. Gene Ontology annotation, molecular function: phosphate transmembrane transporter activity. The transcript is spliced from 6 exons. Gene Ontology annotation, biological process: mitochondrial phosphate ion transmembrane transport.